AUGUCAGCAGCUAACAAUCCAACUGGACUGAGCUAUGACAAUGCUGAGGAGACAGACAAGAGGAAACCUGCUGCAGACCUGGACAUUAGCGUCGAGACAAUCACUAUUCCGGUGGACGUCAAAAAGGUUCCUGACUUCUGCAUCAUUGCAAGCGACUGCAGGCCAGACAACGCCAACGACGGUCGACUCAAGACCUACUUCUUGGGCCACAAAAUCAAGAAGAGUCGAGUUGUUGCCAUAGUAGUGGAGUGCAAGCGGCACCCCAAGAGACGCCGGCCUGAGAAAUUCGCGCGGAAGCUUUCCGACUACAUACUUCUUGGGCAAUUUCACGCGCGAAAGCAGGGCAUCGUCCUCUUCUCCGCCGACCAAGGCGUUAACAAGGUCCAUCUCAUCGCCUCUGGCGGACACUACUGGAGACACGCGCUUCUGACUCGCGAUAAUGUCACUGAAGAAGCAGGAGGUGCCGACGCCACAUACGUCGAUGCUCCGCAGGCGGUGCAGUGGUCUAAGACAUACGAGAUGGGUACUCCUGUGUCCGGCCGAAAGCUGAGCUUGCUGAGGAGGAGCAUUCGGGAGAUGCAAGAGGCGUUAUGCAGGGAGUAG
Messenger RNA from Phanerochaete carnosa HHB-10118-sp, 603 nucleotides. RefSeq lists its product as uncharacterized. The transcript has 2 exons. The coding region runs from base 1 to 603 and encodes 200 amino acids. The record is from RefSeq and is a predicted model, not a curated record. NCBI's taxonomy places the organism in Eukaryota, Fungi, Basidiomycota, Agaricomycetes, Polyporales, Phanerochaetaceae.